This is a messenger RNA of Mesorhabditis belari, 951 nucleotides long. Lineage: Eukaryota; Metazoa; Nematoda; Chromadorea; Rhabditida; Rhabditidae. The record is from the annotation of a GenBank genome assembly.
AUGUUUUUCACAAUAGUUUGGUCUGACUCUUAUAAAAAGACACUAUUUUAUAAAUUUGGAGAACUUUUGUCGGCCAUCAUCUUGGCGAUUAUUUUGCAAGCGCUUUCUCAUUUCCUCGGUGUCUGGAAUAACGGUAUUCCGUUGAAUGAAACAUUGCCGGACAUGACCGAGGAGUUCUACCAAGGAGCAAUUCGAAUUCUCUUCAGCUCGAUCAAUGUGACGCAAGCGUUGGCUCUCUUGAUAACCCCGUUCGCCAUUUGGGGGCCACUUCGAAAUAAUCGACUCACCCUACCGAUACGACUCCAAGCCAUAAAUCAAAGUGCGGCACGGGCUUUGAUGGUUGUUCUUGAACUAUCCGUCGACGUCUGCAAACUCCUCAACUAUUACUUCCCGCAGAAGAAAAAGAAACAAAUGUUGUGCCCUAAUCACUUUUGGCAAUCGAUUGAGGAAGUGAGCAAGUGGAUUGGACCAUUGCAUGCACUGGCGCAAUUCAGUCAACUCAUGAUCUCGAUUAGCCGCUUUUUCGCCGUUUCAUUUGAGGGUCGAUACUUCGAGACAGCUCUCCGAUUACCGUAUCUCCAACUCUUGAUCCCUUAUCUCUAUUGUUAUACCUAUUACUAUCUCGAUCUUUUAUUCAACGAGGAACAACUCCAACCUUGGGCUUUCUUAAAAGAGCAAGCUGAUUAUUUUCCAUAUUUCUUGCAGCUCAGCUUUGAUUACAUGGUCUAUCGAAAAAUGAAAAUGGUGAAGCACGCUGGAAAGAAAGUCUCACGAGCUGAGGCAUUGCUUUUGAUUCAGAUGGUGGCUAACUCAAUUUGCGUGAUUAUCUCCUGGUAUGUUCAAACGUUUCUCCAAGCCAUCGUUUCGCUUUAUUUCGGCCCUACCACUUAUUGGUUUAUAACGAAUUUUGGUGCCACACUGCACAUGAUCAUGUUCGAAUUUGGCAUUAUG